This is a messenger RNA of Dipodomys ordii (Ord's kangaroo rat), 2603 nucleotides long. It is a transcript of the gene Nub1, whose product is annotated as negative regulator of ubiquitin-like proteins 1. Gene Ontology annotation, molecular function: protein binding. Lineage: Eukaryota; Metazoa; Chordata; Mammalia; Rodentia; Heteromyidae. The transcript is spliced from 15 exons. Bases 161 to 2002 code for a protein of 613 amino acids. Gene Ontology annotation, biological process: regulation of ubiquitin-dependent protein catabolic process. The record is from RefSeq and is a predicted model, not a curated record.
CGCAGGUGAGGUGGCGGCGACCGGCGUCUGCGACUCCGGUCCGUUCCGCGUCACUUCCCGACGACUCCGGUCCGCUUCGCGACCCCGGUCUCCUCAGCGUCGCCUCCUGACGACUCGGACCCGGGCGCGACCCGACACGUCCUUCGUCCGGGCGGCGAGAAUGGCACAGAAGAAAUAUCUUCAAGCAAAAUUGACCCAGUUUUUAAGGGAAGACAGGAUUCAACUUUGGAAACCUCCUUAUACAGAUGAGAAUAAGGAAGUUGGCUUGGCAUUAAAGGACCUUGCCAAGAAGUACUCUGACAAGCUAGACUGCUGUGAAAAUGAAGUUGAGAAUAUAAUAGAAGAAAUACGUUGCAAAGCAAUCGAGCGUGGAACAGGAAAUGAAAAUUACAAGACAACAGGAAUUGCAACAAUUGAGGUGUUUUUACCUGCAAGGCUACGAAAAGACAGGAAGAGCUUGCUAGAGACCCGACUGCACGUCACUGGCAGAGAUCUGAGGUCUAAAAUAGCUGAAACCUUUGGAUUUCAAGAAAAUUACAUCAAGAUUGUCAUAAAUAAGAAACAGCUCCAGCUAGGAAAAAGCCUUGAAGAACAAGGAGUGACUCACAAUGUCAAGGCCAUGGUGCUUGAACUAAAACAAUCUGAAGAGGAUGUGAGGAAAAACUUCCAAGUAGAGGAAGAGGAGCAAAAUGAAGCCGAACUCAAAGAGAAACGAAUUCAGAGGAUGAAAAGAGGACUAGAGAUACUGGCAGAGAGAGCUGAGAUGGUGGAUCCAGAAACCAUGCCGUACUUGGACAUUGCAAACCAGACAGGCAGAUCAAUCAGAAUUCCCCCAUCAGAGAGAAAGGCACUUAUGUUAGCAAUGGGCUAUCAUGAGAAGGGUAGAGCUUUCCUGAAAAGAAAGGAAUAUGGAAUAGCCUUGCCAUGUCUUUUGGAUGCUGACAGAUAUUUCUGUGAGUGCUGCAGGGAGCUGUUGGACACGGUGGAUAACUACGCCGUGCUCCAGCUGGACAUAGUCUGGUGCUACUUCCGCCUGGAGCAGCUGGAGUGCCUUGAUGAUGCCGAGAAAAAGUUAAACUUGGCCCAGAACUGCUUUAAAAAUUGUUACGGAGAAAAUCAUCAGAGGCUGGUCCACAUCAAAGGAAAUUGCGGGAAGGAGAAGGUGUUGUUUUUAAGACUCUACCUGCUUCAGGGGAUACGAAAUUAUCACAGUGGGAAUGGAGAAGAGGCUCGGGAGUAUCUCAGCAAGGCAAGUCAGCUCUUUAAAGAGCUGUAUAUUGAUCCGUCGAAAGUUCACAACUUGUUGCAGUUGGGUUUCACGGCCCAGGAAGCCCGGCUUGGCCUGCGAGCCUGUGAUGGGAACGUGGAUCAUGCAGCUACUCACAUCUCCAACCGCAGAGAGGAGCUGGCCCAGAUAAGGAGGGAGGAGAAGGAGAAGAAGCGCCGCCGGCUGGAGAGCAUCGACUCCCUGAGACGAAUGGGCUACUCGGCGCACGCGGCCAAGCGGGCCCUGCACCAGACCAGCGGGAACCUGGAGGAGGCCCUGAAGUUCCUCCUCAGCAAUCCUCACCUGUGGUGGCUGCACGGCUCAGAGUCUGACACUAAUGGCCACCAAGGAAGCCCUGCCCAGGAGAGCAUCGACCAACUGGUGUACAUGGGUUUUGACACAGUUGUGGCCGAAGCCGCGCUGCGGGUGUUUGGGGGCAACGUCCAGCUGGCAGCUCAGACCCUGGCACACCACGGAGGGACCCUUCCUCCCGACCUGCAGUUCUCGGGGGAGGACGACUCCUCUACGCCAUCCACGUCUCCUUCGGACUCCGCAGGAACCUCAAGCGCCUCCACUGAUGAAGACAUGGAGACAGAGGCCGUCAACGAGAUCUUGGAGGACAUCCCCGAGCACGAGGAGGACUACCUGGACUCCACGCUGGAGGAUGAAGAGAUGAUUAUCGCAGAGUACUUAUCCUACGUAGAACACAUAAAGUCAGCCCCUAAGAAAAACUAGAGAAUGAACAGAAAUAAGUGCUAAGUUUCUGCUUAUAAAUCCCGUCAUUGUGAAAAUUCUAAUGCAGGCCUUCCUUGUGUUCCAUUUGCUGUUGAUGGGUUUUGUUCUUUGGUGUAGGAGGGGCCGCAGGGGACCCCCGCAGAGGACAGAGAUAAGGGGGACUUGGGAAGGAGCACGCUCUGGCCUGACUCUGCUGUUCCUUCUGGCUCCCGACUCCGCCUCCCUGCCUGCCCAUCUACAACCAAAGAGCAGGCUCACCACAGGAGCAAGGGGCCGUGCUCCCUGGGGUCUCGGGGCACAGGGGACAGUUGGGUGUGCUGGGCCCGGCUUGUUUCCUGUGUAGCUCUCAAACCGCUUUUGGAGAGGCCCCUCUGCUCAUGCCGGCCAGCCCCGCGCUCGCAGCUGCCAUGCUACUCCGGCCUUCCGGCCAAGGGCCGUGUGCUGACAAGGCUCAGUCCCUCCCGGCAAAUGCUUUAUCUUGAAACAGUGGUUCCUAUGAGUUCAGCAAAACACCCACUUAAAAUUCAAGGUUGCGAUCGCUCCCUAUGUGUCAGUCCUUGUUCAAAGUGAAAAUCUUGUAUUAAAUAACAUAUUAAUCAAA